AUGGAUUCCACUACAAUCGACAUAAAUGCAUUACAAAAAUGUCCAUCAACUGUUAGGUCAUCAGUCUCUGAUUGUGUGCAAACUUUUACUGACAAUGAGUUUGCAAAUCGUCUAAAUUCUAAAAGAAGCACAUCAGUUCGUUGUACUCCUUUUUCAUUGGGAGAGUUGCAAAUUGGUACUGCUAACUUUGCUUCCGGUCGACUUCUUGGUGAAGGAAACCUUGGACCUGUUUAUCGUGCCAAAUAUGCCGAUGGAAAGGUAUUGGCAGUAAAAAAAAUCAACCCUUCAUUUUUUGAUGGGGGUCAUCCCGAGGAAUUCUCUCAGAUUUUAUCAAGCAUCAGCAAACUUCGUCAUCCAAAUAUUGCUGAGCUUGUUGGUUAUUGUUCAGAACAGGAGCAUAUAUUAGUAUAUGAUUAUUUCAGAAAUGGUUCUCUCCAUGACUUUUUACACUUAUCAGAUGACUUCAGCAAACCAUUAACUUGGAACACCAGAAUCAGAAUUGCAUUGGGAACUGCUCGGGCUGUUGAGUACCUACAUGAAAGUUGUUCUCCCUCUCUAGUUCACAAGAAUAUCAAAUCUGCCAAUAUUUUGCUUGACACAGAUUUGAAUCCCCGUCUCUCAGACUAUGGUUUAGCUUUCUUACUGUGCAAUAUUAUAUUCCAGUCCAUGUUUGAUGUUUGA
Messenger RNA from Lathyrus sativus (Indian pea), 681 nucleotides. The record is from the annotation of a GenBank genome assembly. NCBI's taxonomy places the organism in Eukaryota, Viridiplantae, Streptophyta, Magnoliopsida, Fabales, Fabaceae.